Messenger RNA from Cyclopterus lumpus (lumpfish), 1229 nucleotides. RefSeq names its product arrestin domain-containing protein 3-like. Lineage: Eukaryota; Metazoa; Chordata; Actinopteri; Perciformes; Cyclopteridae. Gene Ontology annotation, biological process: protein transport. The coding region runs from base 131 to 1207 and encodes 358 amino acids. The record is from RefSeq and is a predicted model, not a curated record. Gene Ontology annotation, cellular component: cytoplasm; plasma membrane. The transcript has 6 exons.
GGUCAUGUGAUCAGGUCCCUCCUCUGGACUGGAAUAUGACACACCCAUCGCAGAAGAAGUUGGUCUUAAUGUACUCCAGCUGGCACUUCCUGUCUUUUUACAUCAGGGGGGAGUUCCGUGUAGAGGACGCAUGAUGCCGAGCACCGUAAAGAGCCUCAAAGUGACCUAUAACCCCGUGAAUGAGGAAAACACGUUUACCAGUGGGGACUGCGUGUCCGGCGAGGUCACGCUGGAGUUGGCCAAAGAGUGCUCAAUAGACGCCCUGUCGGUCAAGUUUAAAGGGAAGGCGCACGUUUUGUGGAGCGAGAGGUAUGGAGAAACUACUGUUGUUUACCACGCCAAGGACAAGUACUUCAGCAUCAAACAUUUCUUCAUUCAAGACAAAGAUCUCAAAGACAACCAUGUUGUUUCCGCAGGAUGUCAUGUUUACCCAUUCAGCUUUCAGAUACCUUUCCAGAAUAUGCCCUCCUCCUUUAAAGGCUCCGUUGGUAAAAUUGUGUACUUGCUGGAAGCCAAGAUGAGCAGAUCAAUGAGGAUCCCCACUAAAGAGUCAACAAAGAUCAACUUUGUGUCCAAGGAAGUGCAGACCAUUGACCCUGAGCUGAUGAAACCACAGCACGAGUCGAAGGAUAAGAAAAUGAAAUUUCUCAACUCGGGAAUGGUAGCCAUGGAUGUGAAACUUGAAAAAUCAGGAUUCUUCCAAGGAGAGGGAUUAAAAGUUAUGGCCUGCAUUCAGAACAACUCGUCUCGCACGAUCAAGCCCAAGUUCUGUGUGUACAGAAAGCACAGCUUCUUUGCAAAAGGGAACAGAAAAGUCUGUACUAAAGACCUCCUUAAAGAGGUGGGAGAGCCCAUGCCUCCAUCUUCCAAGGAAAACUUCACACGGGUCAUCCCCAUCCCCUCUGAUGUGGAGCCCUCCAUUCUCAACUGCAGUAUCAUCAAAGCGGAGUACCGACUCAGGGUCUACCUCAAUAUCAAAUAUGCCUCAGACCCAGAGAUAAAAUUUUCUAUAGUUAUCCUGCCGGCCCCUGAGGUUCCUGCUGUGCUGGCCCCACCACCUGCUGCUUCUGGCUUUGGAUCGGAACCAUUUGGGCGCACAGACCCGGCAGCCUGGGGCAUCGUACCACCAGCACAACCACCAGCAGCAUCCGUACCUUUGGAUUCCCCACCUCCCUAUGGAGCAUAUGGAAUGUACCCUCUGCUGUAGGAUUCUGGCUAUAAAUAUCAGU